AUGGAUUCCAGGCAUGGUAAAGUUAGAAUGAAUGUAGAAGGUGAUAGACUAAGCACCUUGCCAGACGAUCUUAUCCAUAAGAUCCUCUUCUUUCUUGGAAUUAGAUAUGCAGUCCAAACAAGUGUGUUGUCACCUAGAUGGAGGUACAUCUGGACUACAAUGCCCUGUCUCGGUUUCUCAAGUGAGGAUUUGCAUUAUCGCAGGUUCUUCAAAUUUGUUACACGUUUUUUGUCUGGCCGAAAUAAUCAAACAAAAGUGCAUUGUGUCAAGCUCGCUUUUCAUGAAAAGGAUGGCCAUCUGUUUGUCGAAAGAGUUUUGGAAUUUGCAUUCUCCAACAAUGUCAAACAACUAAACAUUACUUGCUUGUAUGAAACUGAAAAUGUGGGGUUUUUACAGGGGUUUUUACAGCGUUCAUACGAAACCCCUCUUUCUGUCUAUAAUUCUCAGUCUCUCGAAAAUCUCACUUUGUCCUUCACUUACUCCUUCACUUACAGAAGUUACAUUACGAUCCCACCUACAUGGUACAUGCCGGCUUUAACAACACUGAAUCUCCUUUGUGUGGUAUUGAAUGCUGGCAAAACUACUGAAAAGUACGACAGUCUUUUCUGGAAUUGUGCAAACUUGAAGAAUCUCACCUUAAAGGGUUGCAGAAUAAUGGAUGGAUCGGAAUAUCUCAAUAUAUGCCACCAUGGAUUAUCUAAUCUAACACUUGAAAACGGUCUUGGGGGAGUCAAUGUGGUUACACCUCAACUUAAGAAUCUCACUAUAAGAAAUUGGCCAGGGAUUCAUCUUAUUUCCGCACCCAACCUUGCCUCCUUGCAUUAUAAAGAUGAUGAUUAUGGUAGACUCUUGAAGGUUUCUACCGACCUUCUUCAUUUGCAGAAAGCGGAUAUAUGUAUUCUGCAACACUCUGGAUCAUUGCAAUCACUUUUUUCCGGCCUCCGUCUCCAGCCAUAUAUUCAUAAUAUAGUUUUUCUUCUUCAACAGCUCCGUAGUGUCAAAUUUCUUACGCUUAACUUGGAACUUGUCAAGCUUCUAUCUUCAUCAGUGGAACUAAUCUCAGAUCAACCUUCUCCGUUCACCGACUUAAAGAGUUUAAAGAUUUAUCCAGCUGAUAUUACCAUCCCAGAGGUAACCUUGUCUACUGAAGUCAAAAACUUUUUGCUAGAUAGUUCUCAAGGUGCCACCUUUACACUGGUUUCACAUGAGGAGGUUAGAGCUGUCAGGAAUGUUGCAUCAGCAGAAAACCUUAUGAGAAAGUUGCAGGUGUUACUAGAUAAGUGGAAAGAAAAUAGUGAAAUAAAUACGACUGAUAUGGAGCAGGACAAGGCACCAAUGGAAAGCCAAACGGCAACAAUGCAUGAGCAAGUGGAAGUUGAGAACGAAAGGGCAUUUCCGGACACGAAAAUCAAAUGGCAUUUUGGGGAUAGAAUGACACAUAUCGAGAGCUAUUGGGAAGGUCUGAAUGAGCAGUAUGAGAAAGGGUAUGAAAAUACUGGUCACACAAUUUCAAUGUUGCGGGAGAUUAAAGUAAUACUGACAAAGUUGCCUGCAUCACAUCGGGAUAAGUUGGAAGGAAGGUUUUCUGGUUUGUGUGUAGAGGCUGAGACAAUCAUGGAUAAUGUGAUGGAUUGUAUGAAGAUCAAAUGCGGUAAGACGCCAAAUCGUUCAAAUGUCUCCUCUCAUGAACUUGUUACGUCACCACAGCGAUCUUCUUGA
Helianthus annuus (common sunflower) is the source of this 1719-nucleotide messenger RNA. RefSeq names its product putative F-box/FBD/LRR-repeat protein At4g13965. The coding region runs from base 1 to 1719 and encodes 572 amino acids. Lineage: Eukaryota; Viridiplantae; Streptophyta; Magnoliopsida; Asterales; Asteraceae. The transcript is spliced from 3 exons. The record is from RefSeq and is a predicted model, not a curated record. Gene Ontology annotation, molecular function: protein binding.